Molecule: messenger RNA, 1619 nt
Organism: Sinocyclocheilus grahami
Lineage: Eukaryota; Metazoa; Chordata; Actinopteri; Cypriniformes; Cyprinidae
Product: RNA-binding protein 42
Molecular function (GO): mRNA binding
Source: RefSeq, a predicted model, not a curated record
UGAAGGGAUUAGGGCAAUAGGGAUGAGCCCUUCCGAAUGGAACGCAGGGUUAAUCUCAUUUUCCCGCUCCAUCGAUGAAGAAGGACCAAAGACUCGUGACGUAUUUCUUCCGCGCCUAGACAAGCGAUAACGGUGAGGAAAACAAAUGAUGCUGUUACGUUCAUCUGGCUUUUUAUUUUAUUCCCGCAUAUUUGCUUGAAUUUCUUCACCAGGACACACUUCACGAAGACCCUCAGUAUGGCUUUAAAAUCUGGAGAGGAGCGCCUGAAGGAGAUGGAGGCAGAGAUGGCACUGUUCGAGCAGGAGGUUUUGGGAGGACCUGUGGCACCUACAGUGGUUGAAGCUGUGCCAGUCGCUCUGGCAAUGCCAGGUGUACCCAUCAUCAGGCCCAUCGUUGGUACAAACACCUACAGAGAGAUCCAGCAGAGCUUGGAGGCAAGAGCUGCCACUUUAGUUGGUCCGCCACCUACAUUUGUUGGUCCUGCUAUACCGGCAGUAGCGCCUCCUCCAAUGAUGCGUCCAGCAUUUGUUCCGCACGUCUUACAGAGACCAGGUAAUCAGAUUCAUUCAUAUAUAUUCUUCAAAACUUUUGAUCAUUUAUGUAUUAAUGGUUACAUUAUUAUAUAUGAGGAGUUGUUAGCAUUGGUGGCGGAGCAGCAGGCAGCUGGGCUGCUGGACUCAAAGAAGGAGGCGGUCACAGAUGACAGCGUAAUCGGGCCGAGCAAGCCUGAGCCUGAGCCUACACAUGUGGAGCCUGCUGAUACUAGCACAGAAGAUAAGAAGAAAGGAAAACAGGAAAAGGUGAAGAAAUGCAUCCAGGUAGCAGCAGGUGUCUCAUGGGAGGACACCAGCCUAUUAGAGUGGGAAUCAGAUGAUUUCCGGAUAUUUUGUGGCGAUCUGGGGAAUGAGGUGAAUGAUGACAUUCUGGCGAGAGCGUUUAGCCGUUAUCCAUCCUUCCUGAAGGCGAAGGUUGUUCGAGACAAACGCACUGGAAAAACUAAGGGUUACGGCUUCGUGAGCUUUAAAGAUCCCAAUGAUUAUGUGCGCGCCAUGAGAGAAAUGAACGGGAGGUACGUGGGCAGCAGACCCAUCAAACUGAGAAAGAGUUCAUGGAAAGAUCGCAAUCUGGAGGUCGUGCGUAAGAAACAGAAGGAGAAAAAGAAGUUGGGACUGAGAUAAUUCAUCUGUUCUGAAACUGUGGACUUGAUCGGUGUGUGUCACCCAGCACCUAAUGUAUAUAACAGAGUAGGAGUCACUCACACUCCUGCAAUAGUUGCAAAUAAACAAGGGUCAGCUUCUUAUAUGGCCCUUAUUACUAAUAAAUCUACAUUUCUUUCCAAGUGUAUUAUUACACACAGACCAUCUCUCUGCAUGCUGAAAAAUCAUGCACAUUCUUUCACUUGCCGAGAGAUUUUUAAACAAAGUGUGGUAAUGAAACUGGUUUGGAUGUUGAAAAUGUUGGUUUUGUUUUCUUCCUCAAUUUAUUUUUAUUUUUUUUCAAAUCUCUUAGAAGCAACUAACUUUAAAGUUCAGGAAGGGAGUUACAUUUGUUACUGUAUGAGUUUGAUGUUUUUAAGUAAUAUGUGUAAAAAGGCAAAUCUUUUCAAUAAACUGAGGUG